CUAAAGUUACAGCAGCGUUUCCCUGUCGGAACGUAAAUAUCAGCGUGCCAAGGAAAAAUGUGAGAAGGCUAAUCUUACAGCUAAUUAUGUGGUUAUCUAUUGUUUUUCACACUCUCCAUAUAUUGAUUACCGAUUACAUUUAAGGAAAAUGAGUGUUUCCUCCCCAGUUGAGCACCUGGGUUGGAGCUUCAGCCUCAAUAGGACAUGAAAUCCCUGAGUAUUCACUGGAUCUGCCUCCUCUUCCUCUCUGUGUGUCUGUUGCUAUGGUACAAUCAUGUGAUGAGGACUGGACUUGCCAGGAAAACAGGUCUCCAUGGUUACGUGAGGGUUCAUCCCAAGACUCGCUCAAGUUUGUAUUUGCUGGACGUCCGCUGCGGCCGCUGUGCCGUGGUGUCCAGUUCCGGGCAGAUGCUGGGCGGUGGACGGGGUCACGAGAUCGACCAGCAGGACUGUGUGAUCCGGAUGAACGCUGCGCCCACCGUGGGAUACGAGGCUGAUGUGGGGAACAGGACCAGCCUGCGUGUCGUCUCUCACACCAGCGUGCCACACCUGAUACGCCAGCAGGAAUACUUCUUCGGACGAGAGGCGGGAACUAGAUAUGUCGUUUGGGGCCCUGAGAAGAACAUGAGGCAGGAUGGAAAGGGGAAAAUCUUCAAUGCACUAGUGACGCUGGCCAAGAAGUACCCGCAUACACACAUCUACACCGUCACCAGAGAAAAGGUUCAGUACUGUGACAGUGUGUUUCAAAACGAAACAGGCAAAAACAGGAUGAAAUCCGGGGCUUUUCUCAGUACAGGGUUUUUUACUAUGAUUUUGGCUCUGGAGUUGUGUGACAGUGUUCUGGUUUACGGAAUGAUUGACGGCUCUUACUGCAGUCUCUCUAACCACUCGUUCGUGCCGUACCACUACUACGAGCCGUCCCGUCUGGAUGAGUGCCGGAUGUACCGCGUUCAUGAACACGCGAAGAGGGGCGGCCAUCGCUUCAUCACUGAGAAACUCAUUUACAGCCGCUGGGCCUCUCAGGGGAAACUACGGUUUGUUUACCCACCCUGGUCACCAUAGUAACAUCAGCAGGUGUAGGUCGGUCUUCAGCAAACAUCUCUCCUCGCAAUGUACAUACUCGUAUCAAAAAACACUGUGGUGCUUUUAGUGUGUAAAUCAGUUUGGCUUUUAAAUCAUGCUGCUUUUGUUUUUGUUUUAUAUGGUACUAUUUUAUUUCUUCUUAUUUCAUAGUAUUCAUAAUGAGCCUUUUGCAUUUUAAUAAUGUUUAUCAUUUUAUUGAGACUGAGAGUGUCACAAAUGUGAAUGUCAGUUUGUCUUUUGUAUGUUAGUCUGAUCUUUGAUAAACUGAACUAGCUAAACUCAUCUGUGUGAGAGGAUCUGGAUUCAUAGUGUGAAUUCAGGAUCAGGAAUAUUCAUGAUGGCAGUCAAAUGACAUUUAAUUCACAGUUCACAUAAUACCUCUUCUAUCAAACGUAAAUAAUCGAAUUAUUUCUACAUUGCAUUGAUCAUACAUGCAGAAUCAUGUCUGAAUGAAUCCAUGCAUUGAUCUGCUUGAACAAGAAUACUAGGUAGACUACUGAAGCUCGGUUAACAGUAGUUAGGAUAACUAAAUCCUUCAUGCUAGUCAUUUAUACAUUUGUAUUAAGUAUUAUUAAGUUAUCUAUUUAUUAGUAAGAAUCUUGCACAACACUGACACCAAUGUUUUUGUCAUUAACACUGUGAUUUCCUAAUAUUUCAGUCCUUUUCAAAUCAACCAAAUUUCAGAAACUUCCCUAGCUCAAAUUUUUGAUGCUGUUCAUAUUUGUUCUGAAGAAAGAGUGAUGAAAGGCAAAAUUUUAAAUGCCAUGGAUUAAUAUUUGUAAUAUGAGUAAUCCGAUAUUUUGUGGAGGGGGGUCAAAAUGACAAUUUUCACCUGAGUUUUGGAGCCAAAUUACAGGGGGGGAAAAUUAUUUUAGAGUGAUGGCAGCAUCAUGAUUUUAUUUUUACACAUAGAUUGGAAUUAUUAGUAAAAUCUGUUGUCUUUUAUUUCAUUUUAUGAAAAAAGCAGUUUUUAAUUUUUUUUUCUCAAGUUUGCAUGCGUUUAACUCAAGAAGUUGGAAUUGUGUGAUAUAAAGUCGGAAUUGUGAGUUAUAAAGUCAGAAUUGUGAGUUAUAAAGUCAGAAUUGCGAGUUAUAAAGUCGGAAUUGUGAAUUAUAAAGUCGGAAUUGUGAGAUAUAAAGUCG
Molecule: messenger RNA, 2225 nt
Organism: Megalobrama amblycephala (Wuchang bream)
Lineage: Eukaryota; Metazoa; Chordata; Actinopteri; Cypriniformes; Xenocyprididae
Gene: st6galnac4
Product: ST6 (alpha-N-acetyl-neuraminyl-2,3-beta-galactosyl-1,3)-N-acetylgalactosaminide alpha-2,6-sialyltransferase 4
Exons: 6
Coding region: 205-1062 (285 amino acids)
Biological process (GO): oligosaccharide metabolic process; ganglioside biosynthetic process
Molecular function (GO): alpha-N-acetylgalactosaminide alpha-2,6-sialyltransferase activity
Source: RefSeq, a predicted model, not a curated record